AUGGCCCUCAGUAUCCGGCAGAAGAGGAGUACCUGGAAUGUAGGCACGUUGACAGGAAGAAGUUUGGAAGUGGUGGAGGAACUGCAGAGGAGAAUGGUUGACGUGGCUGCAUUACAGGAGAUCAGAUGGAAGGGUGAGGGUACAAGGUUUGUGGAGGCUAAAGGUGGAAGAUAUAAGUUGUGGUGGAAGGGGGAUGAUGGUACUGGAGGAGUUGGUGUGAUGGUAAGAGAAGAGUUGGUGGAGAAGGUGUUGGAAGUGAGGCGGAGAAGCAAUGGUGUAAUUGUGAUGGUGAUGGUGUUUGGAAAAGUAAUAGUGAGGGUGAUAUCAGGAUAUGCUCCGCAACAAAGUAGGAAGGAAGAGGAGAAGGAUAGGUUUUAUGAUGAUGUUUCUGACGAGAUUGGGCAAGCGGGGUUGAAUGAGUUUGUGGUGUUGUUGGGUGAUUUGAAUGGUCAUGUGGGGGCGGAUGCAGACGGAUAUGAAGGUGUACAUGAGGAAGGGCGUAGAGUGUUGGAGUUGGCGGAUGCACAUAGCAUGUUUACAGCUUUGAAACACAAAAUUGAUUGUGAGCUAUACAUCUUGAAUGAUGAGAAAAAAAACAACGGCUCGCCAACGGCUCUCCAGCAGGCCUUAAGUGGUCAAGGGGUGCCAAGAAUCCCUGGGAAGUAUGCAAUAGUGGAGGGAUGCUGCAGAAAAAUUCAGAAUGGCCCUUCUAUGGUACUUGGAACGCUCAAUGUUGCAUCACUGACUGGCCCCAGCAUGAAAAACGCAGAAAUGCUCGAGCGUAAAAGGAUUGACAUCUGCUGCCUUCAGGAAAUCCGAUGGAAAUCGAAUGGUGUCUGUCAUGUCAACUCAGACAAAGGAAAAAUAUAA
Helobdella robusta is the source of this 870-nucleotide messenger RNA. RefSeq lists its product as hypothetical. Gene Ontology annotation, biological process: chromatin remodeling. Bases 1 to 870 code for a protein of 289 amino acids. Lineage: Eukaryota; Metazoa; Annelida; Clitellata; Rhynchobdellida; Glossiphoniidae. Gene Ontology annotation, cellular component: nucleus. The transcript has 4 exons. Gene Ontology annotation, molecular function: catalytic activity. The record is from RefSeq and is a predicted model, not a curated record.